This is a messenger RNA of Lachancea sp. 'fantastica', 1305 nucleotides long. Lineage: Eukaryota; Fungi; Ascomycota; Saccharomycetes; Saccharomycetales; Saccharomycetaceae. The record is from the annotation of a GenBank genome assembly.
AUGACACGUCCUAUUAUAUCUUUGAAGCCUAGCUACAAUUCGAUCAUAAGAGGCUGUCCUGGCCUCCCCGAAACUUUGCCCAGAUUAGAAUGCGAGUUAAGAAUACGAUCGAGUGAUGGCAAAGACUUCUGUAUCGAGGGCAUUGAGGUUCUUUUAAAAACCACUGAAACUUUACAUAACUCUGGCCAUAGUUUCACGACAAGACCCAAGCUCGAGAAAUCUGUUCUACACUAUAAAAAGAGCAUUAAAGUUUCUGACAAGAAACUUAUUGGGAUUGAUAUACCACUUACCAUUGCUGUUCCAGACGAUAUCAAAGAAACUAACUACAACUCUCGUUUUGGACACUGCUUCACAACCUUUGAAUGCCGAGCGAGCUAUUUUACUGACGCCAGCAACGUCUUACUGGAAACCUUCACGACGGUGGUAAAUGUAGAUCGGUACGACCUCAUAGCCUCUCCAAACCAUUACCAGCCACUGAACCGCCUCUAUCACUCCCCGGAUAAAAAAUUACAGGUCAAAUACGAAGUUCAAAACCCUUGCGUGUCCACUGAUGAUUUGCUACAUUUGAAAAUUGACAUAGUACCGAAUCUGUCUUCAAGCACUAUCAAGGCUAGCCCGCGACAUUUCAGCAAAAAGAUGAAAUUGAAAUCUGUCACGUUUGAGAUCAAAGAAUACCUCGAAACCUUCGACUCUCAUCACGAUUCGAGAGAAAACAUCAUCUACACCAUGGUCAGACCCUUCAACGAAGUAAUACCAAAAUCUGGAAUUCAAUUCGAGGCAGAUGUCCGGGUUCUGACCAAAAACCUGCAGUUUAGACAAUACGAAUUAUCUCUUAACGAGCCUGCUGUGUUGUUCCGCCUACCCGAGCACCCGCCUGCGUUGAACGAGUCGCCACCAGAGACUGUACUUCUGAAGAGUAAAAAGGACUUGGAGCCAUUCAAUUACCAUAGUUCAAUUACUACUCGUGGCCGGCUUUUUUCAAUAACACACGGUGUCACAAUAAAGUUCAAGAUUGGAAACGCCAAAGACUUCGAAAUCAACCAACCAAUUGAUAUUUCUCCGUGGGUCAGGACCCAGAUGAAAUACAUCGAAAAUGCAAUUGUCAGGGAAACGGGUGUUGCUUCCAAUGCUAAAGUGUUUUACGAUUCUUUUGGGGGAAUAAAGAGACGCAAAAGCACAGCAGAGCUCGAAUAUCCACCCUUACCACCUAUCGUUUAUUCUUCUGAUACUCAGACUCUGAAAAGCCUAGGGAUCAACUAUGAUCCAACAUUCAAAACCGCCAAUAGAGUGCUCAUGAUUGAAUAA